AUGAUAGUAGUGGUGCAAGUUGGUCAUUCUGGGAGUGGUAAAAGUACAAUAAUACGGUUGUUAUUCAGAUUUUAUGAUGUCACUGGUGGUCAGAUUAUUAUAGAUGAUCAGGAUAUAUCAAAGGUGAAGCAAGAAUCAUUACGACAACAGAUAGGAGUGGUGCCACAAGAUACAGUUUUAUUAAAUGAUGAUAUACGAUACAAUAUACGGUACUCAAAGUUUACAGCAACUGACGAAGAAGUAGACAAUGCGGCAGAUGUGGCUGAUAUACAUCAAAUAAUUCUGACUUUUCCUAAAAAAUAUGAAACAGUAGUCGGUGAAAGAGGAUUAAAAUUAAGUGGUGGAGAGAAACAAAGAGUAGCAAUAGCCAGAACAAUAUUGAAAUCUCCUGCUAUAGUAUUGAUGGAUGAGGCUACAUCAGCAUUAGAUACUAAAACUGAAAGAAAUAUACAGUCAGCUUUAGAAAGAGUUUGUGAAAACAGGUCUACUAUUAUAGUAGCUCAUAGACUUUCUACAAUUAUACACGCACAUAGAAUUCUAGUUUUACAGGAAGGAGAGAUUAUAGAACAAGGGAGUCACGAGGAGUUACUGUCAGCUAAUGGACUUUACAGUGAAAUGUGGUCAGAACAGCAGACUAAAAAGGAGGAUGUAGAUAAUACAUCACUUAAUGGCACUCCUGAGAAGAAGGAUAGUUGAUAGACCAUGCAUUGGAAUUAGCACUUAAUCUUAUGUUGAAGAUGAAUUAUCGAGAUUUGUUUUCAUUAUUUUAAGUCAUUUCCAACUUUCCUGCCAUUCCAUUAUGAUUCUCUUGUCUGUUUGUAAUGAAGGGUAUACAUAUAUUAUUAUGAUAACCAGACACCCUUCCCCCCCCCAGCCAAAACAGGGAUACAAAGAUUGUAUAGAUGUUGUCAAGGCAUGGGCAUAAAAUGACUGUAAGUUGUGUAGAGAUACUUUGCUAUUAGUGGUCAUCACAGAAUCCUAAGUCUAUCAGUUUCUGUCCCAAGUCAUGAAUCUUGUUAGUGGUUGUAUGUUUUGUAUAGUAUGAUAAAUAAAGUCUUCAGAU
Messenger RNA from Mytilus trossulus (common blue mussel), 1063 nucleotides. RefSeq names its product ATP-binding cassette sub-family B member 6-like. Lineage: Eukaryota; Metazoa; Mollusca; Bivalvia; Mytilida; Mytilidae. Gene Ontology annotation, cellular component: vacuolar membrane. The transcript has 6 exons. Gene Ontology annotation, biological process: heme transport; transmembrane transport. The record is from RefSeq and is a predicted model, not a curated record. Bases 1 to 696 code for a protein of 231 amino acids. Gene Ontology annotation, molecular function: ATP hydrolysis activity; heme binding; ATP binding.